GGGCGCUUCAUUUCCCUCCUUCCGCGGUUCCGCCCGUCUUGCUUCCCGCUCUACCCUCUCUUUUUCCAAGAAAAGCCCACGCCAUUUACAAGAGCGGAAGAGAGAGCGAGGGAGGGACAGAUAGCGGGGCGGCGGCGGCGGCGAUGGGGAUCCAGGGUUUGCUGCCGCAGCUCAAGUCGAUAAUGGCGCCCAUCAGGGUGGAGGACCUGAGGGGGCAGACGGUCGCCGUCGACACCUACUCCUGGCUCCACAAGGGCGCCCUCUCCUGCGGCGACCGCCUCUGCAAGGGCAUCCCCACCACCAGGCAUAUUGAGUACUGCAUGCAUAGGGUCAACUUGUUGCGGCACCAUGGCGUGAAGCCAAUUCUUGUAUUUGAUGGAGGCUUUCUGCCAAUGAAGAGCGAACAAGAGAUCAAACGUGCAAGGUCACGAAAGGAAAAUCUUGAGCGUGCCAGGGAACAUGAAGCAGCUGGGAAUUCCCGUGCUGCUUUCGACUGCUACCAGAAAGCUGUUGAUAUUACACCUAAAAUUGCUUUAGAACUGAUCCAGGUACUGAAGCAAGAAAAGGUUGAUUAUAUUGUUGCACCUUACGAAGCAGAUGCACAAAUGACAUUCUUAUCUGUCAACAAACUUGUUGACGCUGUAAUUACCGAGGAUUCAGAUUUGAUACCAUUUGGCUGUUCUAGAAUUAUUUUCAAGAUGGACAAAUUUGGGCAAGGUGUUGAAUUCCAGAUAACGCGAUUGGAACAAAACAGGGAGCUGGACUUAAAUGGAUUCACGAAACAGAUGUUACUAGAGAUGUGUAUUUUAAGUGGCUGUGACUAUCUUCCAUCCUUGCCGGGAAUGGGUGUCAAACGUGCUCAUGCACUCAUCCAAAAACUUAAGAGUCAUGAGAAGGUAAUCAAGCACCUGAGGUACAGUGCUGUUUCUGUUCCACCUCAAUAUGAAGAGAAUUUCAAGAAGGCAAUAUGGGCAUUUCAGUUUCAAAGGGUCUAUGAUCCUGCGACAGAAGAUAUUGUUCAUUUGUCUGGCAUUCCUCAUGACCUCAGCGAAGACGACUUUCUGGGCCCAUGGUUACCACAGGCUGUUGUUAAAGGUAUUGCUCUAGGGGAAAUUGAUCCACUUACAAAGGAACCAUUUGAGGCCAGCAUUCCUUCCAGUGCACCUGCUGCUGAUAAAGGUUAUCCGGUCAAGGAGUCUAUUAUUCCUUCAAAUGGAAAGAAGAGGCUAGAAUUGCCUGUGCAGAAAAACAUAUUGACAAAUUACUUCUGCUUAGCAUCGCUUGAGGCAAAACGGAAGUUCAGGGCACCUAAGGUUACACCCAAGCAAAAAAUGUUGAAUGAAUCUUCUUUGCCGAGCCCUCAGACUGAACACUCUGGCACCCCUGAUUCAAUUGAAGACACUAGCUUGCCAAUGAAUAAUAUUCAAUUCUCUCAGUAUAGUUCUGAGCAUUUUAGCUCUGAACCUCCUCGAGAUGAUUCAAUUGAUGCUUCUCAAUGUAGUACUGGUCGUGCCUUCCCCUGGGAUGAUUCAGAUAGUGUUUCACCACACUGUAGUUCUCGUGAUAUUGGCAAUGGUCCUCUUUCUAGGGAUCAACGCAUUGAAGAUGCAGAGGUUGAGGUCAGUUAUUGCAACACAAGUCCAAUGCCAAUAAGUCCUUGCUUAGAGAGGACUUCGCCUGGGAUAGCAGAUCCAUCAUUAGUUUCUCACAACACGGAGCCAUUGAGACCAGUGCCACAUUAUGCUGAAAGUUAUGUGGCUCCUACUGUAAGGAGUUCAUACUUCAAGAAGGAUAAGAGGGUUUUCACAAAUCAAGCAGAAAACCAGUUUGAUGAUGAUGAUGAUAACGCCGAGACUGGCACUUCCACUCUUUCUGGAGUUCAACCGGGGAACCCUGGAGGUGUUGUGAAGAGAAGAAAACUUUGGGAUCCCCAAAAUUUUGAAGACGAAACAUUGCCGCCAACUAGUUCACAUGACAGUCCAGCAGUUGAUGAAGGCUGUGGUACUGAUUCCCUUGAUGACAUCGACACAAAUUCUGAAGGAAGAUUCGGAUGCAAUGUUUCCCAUGUGAAUAAUUACAGUGGCAUUGCGGAGAAAUCGAUGGAUAAGUUUGCUGCACUGAUAUCGUCUUUCAGAUACGCAGGCUCCCGUGCCAGUGGCCUUCGUGCUCCUUUAAAGGAUGUGAAGAAUACCCUUUCUGUGAGAUCUAUUCUCAGACCCCCGGAACAGAACCUCCGGUGUACGGCUAAGAAGACCGCGAGAGGUCAUCGUUCACAAAGCAGAUCCAGAAGUGAUGCCUCGAAUAGCGCCGAUGGUCCUCCUGAUCUGAGCGCGUUUGCACACAGCCCUGUUUUUCUUCCUGAUCUGGGGAAGGUCACCGAUAAAGAUGCACCGGCAAGAUCUACUACUGGUGGUUGUCCUGAUCAAAGCAAGAACACUCGUAAAGCAGUGGGCACUGCUGUCAGUCCUCCUGAUCUGAGCACAUUUGCAUACACACCCACGACUACUGCUAGUCGUCCUGAACGGAGCAAAUUCUCUACAGCUAUAAGAACUGCAGACAGUCCUGAUCUGAGCACAUUUGCAUACCGACCCACGACUACUGCUAGUCGCUCUGAGCAGAGCAAAUUGUCUCCUACAGCUAUAAGAACCGCUGACAGUCCUCCUGAUCUGAGCACAUUUGCAUAUAAAUCCAUGAAACCUUUGGAUGGCAGCAGGUUUGCAGGGACAACAUUAGCAGCUUCUGGACGAAAUUCUCGAGGCCGAUUCACAUAGAACUGCCGAUGAAUCUGUUACCUUUUAUGAUAUGGGCGUGUUUGCUAUUGCACCAAAAAGCUUCUGCCAGCCUUCAUGCUUUGACCUGAGCAAACUUAGAUCUAGCAGCAAAUGCUGUCAAAUGGUGUCCUUGGCCACCCAUGGACCUGCAGCCCCGAUGAACCCCUGAUCUGAGAGCACCCGUUUUGGCGCCAACAGAAUGGAAGCAUGAAAGAAGAUGGCAGUCGGUACCUGUAGAGGUUCGGUACUUGACUUCAUUUUUAUCUUAUGCAAAUGCAAGCUGAAGCAUGUAUGGUCUGGAGGGGGAGGUAGCUGGCAGCAGGGGCUAAUAGCUUCAGUUUCAGAGACCAUCGUCUGUGGUGUGCAAACCUAGCACAUGCCCAUUUCUGUUCUUUCCUGGAUACUGUUGUCAUUUGAGCAUUAGUAAAGGUGCUACCUUCUGUCAAUUCCCAAUCAAGAUGAACUAAGGAAUUGUACAAUAUGUUGUAUUGUGGUUUGUGGAUUCUGAGUAAUUUGUUGUUGGGUAUAGUAAUGAUCUUGAAUGUACUAUUUGUGUAUUGAAAGGACUGGGUUUUUUGCUCUC
Aegilops tauschii subsp. strangulata is the source of this 3354-nucleotide messenger RNA. The record is from RefSeq and is a predicted model, not a curated record. NCBI's taxonomy places the organism in Eukaryota, Viridiplantae, Streptophyta, Magnoliopsida, Poales, Poaceae.